AGCGCGGCGGGGCGGAGACGCCGCUGGUUCCCGGCUCUCGCCGAGGGACCGUGGGAUGGUGCAGAUGCAGUGAAGUGAGGAGAACGAUUCCAGUGUAGAGCUGCAAACUGACCAUGCAUUGAUGAAGAAGCAGCUGCAUGUACUGACUUUCAGUUUCACGUCCUUAACAUCGGAUUUGAAGUGACAGUGAGAGGAAGCAUAAGGUAUCUCUCAUUCUGCUUGGACUCCUUGUUUACAGAAGAGUGAUGGAGAUGCUAUUAAGCACAAAAGGGAUCACCAUAUGCCUGUUUUUCUUUGUACUGAGUUUGUCAGCAGCUAUUGAAAUACCAUUAUCAGUUGCACAGCUUCCAACAAUCACAGAGCAAUCUCACACCCAGGUGGCCUACCCUUUUGAUGAGGACUUUACAAUUAAAUGUGAAGCUAGAGGAAAUCCACAGCCCAUCUUUAACUGGACGAAGGAUGGAAAACCAUUUGAUUUAUUAUCUGACCCCAGGAUAGUUGUGUCUAACAACUCCGGAACAUUUGUGAUUCAAAACCGUGGAAUCAUCACCAAUUUUCAAGGGAAAUACCGUUGCUUUGCAUCCAAUGUGCUGGGAACUGCCAUGUCAGAGGAAAUUGAGCUAAUUGUUCCAAGUGUACCAAAAUUCCCAAAGGAAAAAAUUGAGCCCCUUGAUGUGGAGCAUGGUGAUUCUGUGAUUUUGCACUGUAACCCCCCAAAAGGCAUCCCACCCUUGCACAUCUAUUGGAUGAAUAUUGAUUUGCAGCACAUUCCACAAGAUGAAAGGGUCUCCAUGAGCCUUAAGGGAGAUCUCUACUUUGCAAACGUGGAGGAAAACGACAGUCGAAGUGAUUAUUGUUGCUUUGCAGCGUUCCCAAGACUGAGGACAAUUGUACAGAAAAUGCCAAUGACACUGAAGGUUUCUCGUUUUAAGCAUGCUAAUGACUCAGGCUCACCUAACGCUGCAGUUACUAAGGCUAAUUUUAUCAAGGAAAGAAAACCCAAACUGCUGAUCCCUCCUGAAUCUGCUGGCAGUAGCUCAUCAGUCACUGUCAUCAAGGGAGGCGUCCUGCUACUCGAAUGUAUUGCUGAAGGGCUCCCAACUCCUCAUCUCAGCUGGGUCAAGGUCACUGGAAACUUGCCCAAGGAUGAACCAGAGACAGAAAAUUUUGGGAAGAUAUUGAAGAUAGAGCAGGUGACUGCAGCUGAUGAAGGAACAUACCAGUGCACGGCAAGCAACCCCAUGGGGAGAGUGAAGCACGAGUUUCACGUUCAUGUGGAAGAGCCUCCUCGGUGGCUAAAGAAGCCCGAAGGUGGUGUUUACAGCUUAGGAACAAACAUGGUGCUGCUGUGCGAAGCCAUUGGCAACCCGGAGCCAAUCAUUACAUGGAAACUCAACGGGAUGCCCAUCGACAGUAGGACCUUCAGAGGGAGAAUCUCUACCAGGGAGAUCAGCCUUACUAACUUGCAGCUCCAGGACAGUGCUGUGUUCCAGUGUGAGGCCAGCAACAAGCACGGCACCAUCCUCGCCAGCGCCAACGUCAACGUCCUCAAUAUUGCUCCCUUAAUACUGACUUCAGAUGGUGAAAACUAUGCUACAGUUGUGGGUUACAGUGCCUUCCUGCACUGUGAAAUUUUUGCCUCGCCUGCAGCAGAUAUUAGAUGGACUAAAGAUGACAGCAUAGAGCCACUUUCAACUUUACGGUAUGAGCUAAGUAAGAAUGGCACCUUGGAGAUCAAAGAAACAAAGAAAGAAGACUCAGGAUCUUAUGCUUGCUGGGCUGCAAACUCUGUUGGAAAAAGAGCAAUCACUGCUAAUCUGGAUAUAAGAGAUGCUACAAAAAUUGUUGUUACUCCGAAGAACCCCCGAGUGCUGAAAUCUCAUUCAAUUUUAUUGAAAUGUCAGUCUGAGUAUGAUUCACACUUGAAACACAGUUUUAAAUUAUCCUGGAGGAAAGAUGGAGAUGAGCUGCCAGUCAACAGCACAGAAGGUGGCAGGAUAAUUCUGGACAAGGACACACUGUUCAUAUCAAGUGUGACACUGGAGGAUCAAGGAUUUUACACGUGUGUGGCCACUACUUCUCUGGACAGCGUCACAGCCACGUCGCAGUUAAUUGUUCUGGAUGUUCCUGAUCCGCCAGAAGACCUUCAGCUCUCAGAAAAUCAAAACCGAAGUGUCCGACUCUCCUGGAAAGCUGGGGCCACUCACAACAGUCCUAUUAAUGAGUCAAUUAUAGAGUUUGAAGAGAACCGGUGGGAGCCGGGGAGGUGGCAGGAGCUGACCCGAGCCCCGGGGAAUGGCACCACAGCCCUUCUGUCACUGGCCCCCUAUGUGAAUUACCAGUUCCGUGUGGUGUCUGUGAACGCUGUGGGAAGGAGCCAGCCUAGCAGAGCAUCCCUGCGCUAUGCCACACCUCCAGCUGCUCCAGACAAGAACCCAGAAAACAUCAGAGUUGAAGCUUCUGAACCAAAUGAAAUGGUGAUGAAAUGGGAGCCAUUGAAGCCCGUGGAGAGGAACGGGCCAGGGCUGGAGUACAAAGUCAGCUGGCGGCAGCGGGGAGUCGAGGCAGACUGGAAUGAGGAGAUGGUGAAGAAGCAUUCUCUGACCCUAAGAAACACUCCCACUUUUGUGCCUUAUGAGAUCAAAGUCCAAGCAGUUAAUAGUUUAGGAUCAGGUCCUGAGCCAAAUGUUACCAUUGGGUAUUCAGGAGAGGAUGUUCCAGACGCGGCUCCUUCUGGUGUCUCGGUGGAUGUUGUGAACAGCACGCUGGUCAAAGUCUUCUGGUUUGGAAUACCAAGGGACAGAGUUCGUGGACAUUUGAGAGGCUAUAAGGUCAGUUGGUGGAAAACAAAAAGCAUGCUGGAUGGAAAAAGGCAUCACCCGGAGAAACACUUCCUGACAUUUGUAGGAGAUAGGAACUAUGGGAUGAUUCCUGGUCUGGAGCCCUUCAGUGAAUUCCACUUGACUGUUUUGGCUUACAAUGGUAAAGGAGAUGGCCCGGAGAGCUCUCCAGUUGUGUUUGAAACUCCGGAAGGAGUCCCUGAACAACCACGCUUUCUAAGAAUCCUGAGCUUUGAUAAGGACUCCAUCACCCUAUCAUGGGGACUUCCCAAGAGAGCAAACGGCCACCUAACUGGCUACAUUUUGCAAUACCAGAUAAUAAAUGAAACACAUGAGUUCGGCCCCGUGAACGACAUCAGCGUCGCCAACCGCUCCACGCUGAGCUGGAGGCUGACAGGUCUCAGCCCCAGCACCAAGUACAAGUUCUAUGUCAAGGCUUGUACAGUCAAAGGCUGUGGGAAGCCAGCCACAGAAGAAGGACUAACAAUGGCUCAAGGGAGUAAAGGGAUCGGCAAGAUUUCAGAAGCAGUAAAGCCCACCCAAAAGUUUCACCCCAUUGAGGCACUUGAGCCUGGAACUGAGUAUACAGUUCGUCUAGUGACUAAGAAUUGGGUUGAUAACAAUAGCAUUUUUGAAGAUGUAAUUGAGACGAGGGGGAGAGCCUAUGCUGGCAUUUACGAUGGAAUUUCCACCCAGGGGUGGUUUAUUGGACUGAUGUGUGCCAUCGCUUUGCUCACCCUGCUGCUGCUAACUGUUUGCUUUGUCAGAAGAAAUAAAGGAGGAAAAUAUUCAGUGAAAGAAAAAGAAGAUUUGCAUCCAGAUCCCGAAGCUCAAUCAAUAAAAGAUGAAAUCUUUGGGGAAUAUAGUGACAGCGAUGAAAAGCCGCUGAAAGGCAGCCUCCAGUCAAUUAACGGGGACAUUAAAGCCACUGAAAGUGCUGAUAGUCUGGUAGAUUAUGGAGAAGGGGAGCAUGGGAUGUUCAAUGAAGAUGGUUCAUUUAUUGGAGCUUAUUCUGGAUCUAAGGAAAAAGGAUCAGUGGAAAGCACUGGGAGUUCUACAGCAACUUUUCCUCUCCACGCCUAAAAACGUUAGCAGGAAUGAUUUGUGUUUAAUUGUGAUAUUUAUCUUGAUUAGUACUCCACAGUUACCACAUGUGAUUGGAAGCAGGUUGCCAAUUGAACCAGGCAGGAACCUGACAUCCAGGUAACACAAAAAGAAGUCACUGCCACUAAAAGAUGAUUGUCCAUCCGAUUUUCUAGGUGUUUCCUUCUAAUUAAAACAUAACAAAUAAUUCCUUACCAUACAAAGUGUCUGACUGAGUCUUACCAAACCAGAAUUGCUCAGUGUUACAUCUGUAUACUGACCUGCUAUGCCAUGUGUUUCUUAGGUUUGGAAUAUGUUUCUCUGUAUGGUAUAUUUUUUCCUGUAUGGCUGUCAUUGCUUUGUACACACAUUUAUAUGUGGUAUCCCUUCAUGUACCGUGGCCUCGGAUUUGUAGAGGUUAUAACAAGACAAGAAAGCCAAACGAAGCCAACAGGUUACUCUGCAAAGUGACACGAUGCAUCCUGCUGAGAAAAAUGGUCUUUUACAAUACUGGAGAAAUAUAUUCUAUAAUUGUUCAUAAAGAAAUAAACUCCUCUGCUUCUGAGACUCUAAAAUGAUAUUAGUAGUUGCAGCUGACUGCAAUUGCCAAUACUUAGAGAUGCAACUUUACCCACAGAAGAAUUGCUCUUAAAAGCCCAAGCUCCGGCCCUGUGGCUGAUCUGCUGCCCAGUAGCUGGCACUAUUUCCUUAACUAAGUUAAGCUGCAGUAACUCCUGUGGCUAGGCAAAACAGGGUUCCCAUCUGCCAUUGUCAGAAAGUGUUUUUGUUUGUUUUCCCAAGUCUCUGCAAGCUGCAUUUCUAAGCAAAAUGCUUGUUGCCUGUCUCAUAUCUGUAUAUUUGUGCGCUAGCCUGCAUUUCAUGGAGACGUUGUACAUAUGAUAUUAAUAUUGACACGAGUGAAUAUCAGCCUUGUUCUGUUUGGAAAUGGGACACGUUGCUAGCAUGAGUCUGUAGAGCUGUGUAGGAAUGAAUAGAAUUGCUUCUCAAUAGGAGUUUGGACUGGCAAAACUAGUUUUCAGAAGGAGUUGUGUGUAGAGCAGUCAUAUACAUCCCACAUCUUUCCAGUACCACGUAAAAGAAACCUACCUGACUUUCAAGAGAUCAUUUCUUUUCAAGCUAUUCGUUGCUAAAUAAACAAAAGUGAAAGCAAAGAGAAAAUAUUAUGAUAUAGUUCCUUCUCUGUUUUGAACACU
Molecule: messenger RNA, 5137 nt
Organism: Colius striatus (speckled mousebird)
Lineage: Eukaryota; Metazoa; Chordata; Aves; Coliiformes; Coliidae
Gene: CHL1
Product: cell adhesion molecule L1 like
Exons: 28
Coding region: 246-3923 (1225 amino acids)
Biological process (GO): homophilic cell-cell adhesion; dendrite self-avoidance; axon guidance
Cellular component (GO): axon; plasma membrane
Molecular function (GO): cell-cell adhesion mediator activity
Source: RefSeq, a predicted model, not a curated record